AUGAUCAGAAGACAGGCCAGAGAAAGAAGAGAGUAUCUCUACAGAAAGUCCCUCGAACUCAAAGAGUCUAACCUCUUGGAAAAGAGACAGCAGUUGAAGGCAGCUUUGGCUUCCGGAAAGCCGUUGUCCAAAGAGCUUGCCGAAGAUGCCCAGCUCCAGAAAGACUUCAUCUUCGACGAAAGUGAACAGGUGGAGAUCGACGACGAAUACUCUGCUUUGAGCGGAAUAAGCGACCCUAAAGUGAUCAUAACGACCUCGCGUGAUCCGUCGGUCAAAUUGUUGCAGUUUUCCAAAGAAAUCAAGCUCAUGUUCCCAAAUUCACUCAAGUUGAACAGAGGUAACUACAUCAUACCCGAAUUGGUCAAGUCAUGUACCCGUGUCCAAAUCACCGACAUGAUCCUUUUGCACGAGCAUAGAGGUGUACCCACCUCGAUCACAGUGUCCCAUUUUCCCCACGGUCCAACCGCAGUUUUCACAUUACACAACGUCAAGCUUAGACACGAUUUGCCCAAUAUCGGUAACAUAUCGGAAAGCUAUCCUCAUCUUAUAUUCGAAAACUUCAACACAACUUUGGGUAAGAGAGUCGAAAAAAUAUUGAAGCAUUUGUUCCCUCCAGGAGUCAAGAAAGACAGCUCUAGAGUCAUAACAUUCGUCAAUAACGACGACUACAUUUCCGUAAGACACCAUGUAUAUGUCAGAACCAAGGACAGCGUGGAAAUCAGUGAGAUUGGGCCAAGAUUCGAAAUGAGACUUUAUGAAAUCAAGUUAGGAUUACCUGAUAACAAGGAUGCCGACGUUGAAUGGCAAUUGAGAAGAUUUAUAAGAACUGCCAACAGAAAGAACUACUUGUGA
Molecule: messenger RNA, 852 nt
Organism: Suhomyces tanzawaensis NRRL Y-17324
Lineage: Eukaryota; Fungi; Ascomycota; Pichiomycetes; Serinales; Debaryomycetaceae
Gene: IMP4
Product: snoRNA-binding rRNA-processing protein
Exons: 1
Coding region: 1-852 (283 amino acids)
Biological process (GO): rRNA processing
Cellular component (GO): nucleolus; small-subunit processome; Mpp10 complex
Molecular function (GO): snoRNA binding; rRNA primary transcript binding
Source: RefSeq, a predicted model, not a curated record